ACAGGAUGUAAACAUUCUCUUCCGGAAAAGCUUAUAGUUGGAAUUACCACGUCCGUUUAGCAUUUGAAAGAAGUGAACCUUCAAAUAAAACGAUAAUUAAACAAACUGAAAAUGGCCGGAACGGCUUCAGUAGCAGGUGAAGUUUUUGUGGACGCUUUGCCUUACUUUGACCAGGGUUACGAUGCUCCAGGUGUCAGAGAAGCGGCUGCAGCGCUGGUUGAGGAAGAGACAAGAAGAUACCGGCCUACGAAGAACUACCUGAGCUACCUGCCUACGCCUGACUUCGCAACUUUUGAGACAGAAAUUAUGAGGAACGAAUUUGAACGGUUAGCAGCUCGGCAGCCCAUGGAGCUCCUGAGCAUGAAGAGAUAUGAGCUUCCGGCGCCCACAUCAGGACAGAAGAACGACAUAACGGCGUGGCAGGAGUGUGUGAACAACUCUAUGGCCCAGCUGGAGCACCAGGCAGUCCGCAUCGAGAACCUGGAGCUCAUGUCGCAGUACGGAACCAACGCAUGGAAAGUCUACAACGGCAACUUGGCCUUCAUGAUUGAGAUGGCUCAGAAGGAGCUUCACAAGUUCAGAAAGCAAAUUCAAGAUUUGAACUGGCAGCGUAAGAACGACCAGUUGGCAGCUGGAGCCAAACUACGCGAGCUGGAGUCCAACUGGGUGUCACUGGUCAGUAAGAACUACGAAAUCGAGCGGGCCAUCGUCCAGUUGGAGAACGAAGUCGGUCAGCUCCGACAGCAGCAGGGGGACGAGAACAAGGAGAAUAUCAGACAGGACUUCUAGAGAACUGGACUCUUAAUGGUUUCUGACUAACAUGGACUGGGAGUAAUCUGAGCAAAAAAAAGUUGAUAUGAAACCGCAGAUGUGACAUAGAUUGGUAAAAACAACAGUGGAGCAGUUUCAGACACCUGCGGGUGUUCUGGCUUUAAAAGAAGCUUCUUUUCGUGUUUCUGAUACACUGGUGGCAGCUUUUUCUCUUGCUUUACCGCAGGACUUGAAUAGAUGCCUUUCAGCCAAGGGAUGUGUUAGCGGAAAGUGUACAUAGUGUAAGUCUGUUGAAGACUGCAUUAAGUGUAGUUUUACAUCAUUGUCAAUUGAUGCAUUUUUUAAAAUAAAUCUUUGUAAUAAAAUGAAUUUCUACAGUUCCCUUUGAGCCGUCGUCUACAGUUUUCCAAUUGUCCAAGAGUUUCGUACUCACAGUUUUAAUCUACACUCAUCGUGGUUAUGAAUGCUGCCUACUUUCAAUAAUAGAGCUGAAAUAUUUUUAUUUUAGGUGGGAUGAUGGUGUAGCUCCAAUGAAUUACCUAAACAAGAAUUUGCUGCACAAGUUUGGAUUCAUAGAUGUUUUCCUAACCAGACAUGGUAAAAACUUAAGACUCUAAAAUAAACAAGAACACUUA
Messenger RNA from Xiphophorus hellerii (green swordtail), 1406 nucleotides. It is a transcript of the gene bcas2, whose product is annotated as BCAS2 pre-mRNA processing factor. Gene Ontology annotation, cellular component: precatalytic spliceosome; Prp19 complex; catalytic step 2 spliceosome. Lineage: Eukaryota; Metazoa; Chordata; Actinopteri; Cyprinodontiformes; Poeciliidae. The record is from RefSeq and is a predicted model, not a curated record. Bases 112 to 789 code for a protein of 225 amino acids. The transcript is spliced from 7 exons. Gene Ontology annotation, biological process: mRNA processing.